Aspergillus calidoustus is the source of this 1999-nucleotide messenger RNA. Lineage: Eukaryota; Fungi; Ascomycota; Eurotiomycetes; Eurotiales; Aspergillaceae. The record is from the annotation of a GenBank genome assembly.
AUGGCCCAAAAGUACGGCAGUAGGCGAUGCACCAAGGUUGGCUUUAAAACUUGCAGAGACUGCCACCUAGUUCUUGUAUGUUAUCGCUCUGCUUUCCCAUUUGCCCUAGAUCUAUCAUUGACGACUCUUGGUAGUACUGUAGCAAAAUAUGUCAAAUCUCCCAUUGGCCAAUACAUAAAAAGCUGGAGACCGUCCUGGGACACUGAAGACCGUGUGCCGACUUUCAUCGACAAUCAAAUCCUUGAAGGACCGUUUGUGUUGCACGACUUUGGCGGUACCAAGACUUUCUGGGGAAGGGUACCGGCGAUUGAUUUGCUACAAUUGAAGGAUAACGAAGGAAGGGCCAUUUCUCAAGAUCUCGUGCUGCUUCUUGCUGGUUGUGGUGACUUGCGAAGCUUGAUCAAAACUAUAAAUGCUCUCCCCGAGGCAUAUACAGGCUGUCUGGAUGUCGACCUUAACGACAAGGAGGAGAUGGUGGUUGCACGGAACGUUAUCCUCCUUCUCGUUGCACUCAAUUUCCCCCCGAACGAAGCAAGUGUCCUUAUGCUUCAUCUAUGGUAUUCCGCUUUUCUCCCCAAAGACCUGCUGCAGUCCGUCCAAACCAAGAUCGUCCCACUCCUUCAGGGCCUUUUGACCCUCGAGCGAGAAGAGCCCACGAGUAUAUCAAGAAGGACAUUCUCAUUUCAUGGUGUCACCCUCACUGCUUUCCUCCCUGGUAGCUUCUGGGAAAAGAUAUUAUCAGACUUCGCAAGGUGUUUUAGUACUCCAUUUAGUGAGGCGGCCGCUCUUCGACAAUCUGUAACGAUGGCGGCACACCGACAAGACUAUGUGGAUAGGGCUUUGUUUCGCCUUCCUCCUCCUUGGCGCCUUGCUCAUAUGAGAUUUCGCGAAGACGGACUUCUGUUGCCGUUCGGCGCUUCCCGCGAUGAGUUCAACAUACCCAACCCCCUCUUUUUCCAGACAACCGAGUCUUGGCCCAUGCCUGAUUCGGCAGACCCUCUUGAUGGAUGGAAACUUGCUGAAAUCUUGCAAUCAUCGUAUGGCGCCACAAAUGAUAUACAUGGCCAACUUUACCUGCACGUCCUUGGCUUUUUGAGAGAAUUCUGUGAGAAGUUACCGGGCUUGAAACUCACUAUUUCUCUAUUGAAUAUGGAUGCCUUCGACCUACCUACGAAUUUGGGCAUGUUUUAUGGCAAAGAGCGAGCCUAUGAUCGUAUAGAUCUUGCCAGCGUUGCCAAGACAGGCCCACAACUAGCGGAGGCCCUUGACUCGUUUGGACCACUUCUGCAAUCAAAAACCCAGAAUCCAAGGGCUACUGUGUUAACAAUGUUCCCCGAUAUUGCUCUCAGAAUGCGGACCUUUGCUGACCAAAAAAAUUGGUUGUCUCGAAAGACGGUCACUGUCCAGCAGUUCUUGUCGUUGGAUAGCGCCGACUUGAGUCACGGGUGUUAUAAAGCCGACUACCUGAAUUUCCUGAGCGCGCAUGAUCUGUUUCUGAACAGGAAUGCCAUCUUCAACAGGUUUAUUCAGUCUGCUCGCUUGGCUCAGAUUGCUACAUCUGUCGGUUUGGAGAUGAAACCCAAGCAUACCGUCAUAGCUAAAUGGCCAUUGCGGCUUCCAAAGUCUCCCACGAAACAUGAUUUCGAGAUGUUACACUGGUCGUCGCACCAUGGGUCUGAAAGAUAUAUUGAAUGGCAGAGAGCUCGUUAAAUUUUUCGUGUCUAUCAGAGCAUUGAUUCCUUUUGGAUCUGACAACUACCAAAUUUCUCUGUUUGAACUGAACGUGUAACUCGGGUCCACCAUGGAACGGGAUGGCAUAAAGAGAAGCAACACCCUCCUACGUCUCUCCAACUCCUACUUCGUUUAUUUUUACGGCGUCCCCGAUUUCCCUGAUACGUUCAUCACGAAAGCCGCUCUAAUUUGUACCAGUGUGAUCCUCCCGAUCCACCAUCGCCUUUGUGGCUAUCUUCUUGCUGCCCGUUUGCCGGCACAACGUGGU